Molecule: messenger RNA, 915 nt
Organism: Auxenochlorella protothecoides
Lineage: Eukaryota; Viridiplantae; Chlorophyta; Trebouxiophyceae; Chlorellales; Chlorellaceae
Product: putative RNA pseudouridine synthase
Exons: 4
Coding region: 1-915 (304 amino acids)
Biological process (GO): pseudouridine synthesis
Molecular function (GO): pseudouridine synthase activity; RNA binding
Source: RefSeq, a predicted model, not a curated record
AUGGCGUCUUUCCUCGCUGCCGGUUGGCAGACAUGUGAAGGAGAAUCACUUUGCUGCUGGAUGAUUUUCUAUCGGACCACCUUCAGUCAAGCACCCACUGGCGUGACGGCUGUUCCCCGGCCUGCUCGCCUACAGUGCGCCAUCUCCACGGCCGGAGUAUGCUCCCGACGAGCGGCCGAUGAACUGAUCUUCGAGGGCCACGUCAAGAUCAAUGGCGUUGCAGUGCACGAGCCAGGGACUCGGGUGGACCUCGGCAAAGACAAGGUCAUCGUCAAGGGAAAGGCGCUCACUCCCCAGAUCGCGUCGCGGCGCUUCUACUUUGCCAUCAACAAGCCCAAGGGGUACAUCUGCAGCAGCCUGGCAACCGCCCCAAACCCGCGGCCAGAGCGCCUUGUCACCUCGCUGCUCGACCCAUGGUUGAGGGAGUGGCGGGCGCGCGCCCCUGCCGCCGUGCUUCCCCCUCGCUUCUUCACCGUCGGCCGCCUGGACGCACAGUCCGUGGGCCUCAUCUUUGUCACUAACGACGGCGAGUGGGCGCAGAGGGUCAUGCACCCCUCAUCAAACCUCACCAAGGAGUACUGCGUGACCCUGGAGUCGCGGCCCCGCCUGCCCGACCUGCAGCGGCUGGCGGCGGGGGCGGCCAUGGAGGACGGCACCUGGGUCACGCCCGUGUCCGUCACGCUGGACGACAGCGUCGCCUCCAAGCCCAACCGCGUGCGCAUCGUGGUGGCGGAGGGCCGGAACCGCGAGGUGCGGAACCUGGUUGCGGCGGCGGGGCUCACGCUGCGCACGCUGCGCCGCACGCGCAUCGGCGGCUACCGCCUGGACCCAGGCGUGCCCUUCGGCGCGGUGCGAGAGCUCAGCGUGCGCGACACGCGCCGAGUCCUGGACCGCGGCGCCCAGGACCGGGCCUGA